Molecule: messenger RNA, 5513 nt
Organism: Caenorhabditis angaria
Lineage: Eukaryota; Metazoa; Nematoda; Chromadorea; Rhabditida; Rhabditidae
Source: the annotation of a GenBank genome assembly
AUGGAGAUCGGUUCAUUUGAUGCUUGGUUAGUAUUUGCAUCAUUGAUAUUUUUCUUCUUUGCUGGCUGGUUGUUUUAUACAAAACAAUUGUUUAAGAAUUAUGAAGUUCAUAAUAAGUGAGAUUUCGGGGAAGGGCUUGGUGGAAGAAGGGUUUUGGAAUUUCUGAUAAGCUUCCAUACACAAAAUUGAUGUUUGAAACUAUUUGAAGAAGUUGGUUCUGAUUUUAAGAGCUGACAAAACCUUUCGUAGAAGCAGAAUCAACAGAAUUUGUUGAUCUACUGAAAUUCGACAAAAAAUAAUUUUGACCUCAAGACUUCCCGAUUUUUUGUUUUAAAUCCCGUUCGAAAUUCUGAAAGUAGUCUUCCAAGGCUUCCACAAACAAUUUUAAAAAGACCAUUCAACUUUGAAAUUCAUAUUCUCAAAACCAAAACCUCGUUUUUUUCAGAACUGUCCAAUUUCUAUUCUCCAUCACAUUUUCAUUAUCCUGCUCUCUAUUCGAAUUAAUUAUUUUUGAAAUUGCUGAUGUUAUGUACACAUCGUAAGUUGCACUAAAUCUAUCAAAACCAAACUUCACAGUUUCAAAAUUUCAGAAGUCGUUCACAAUGCUGGACAACUUGUCUCACACUCAUUUUAUUCACAUUAGUUGUCAUAAUUCCAAUAUACAUGUCAUAUUUAUUAAUCCAAGGAUUGACAUUCGGUGAGUUCAUCGACCUCAUAAGUUUUCUCUUCAAUACAAUUUUUCUAGUGAAACCUAGACUUCAUUUUCCUUUAUGUCUCAUUUGCUGGUUCAUAUUUAUAUAUUUUUUCUGGAAAAUUGGAGAUCCUUUCCCGAUUUUGAGUCCGCAUAAUGGAAUAUUUACAAUUGAACAAGUGAUUUCAAGAAUUGGUGUGAUUGGUGUAACUGUGAUGGCAAUUUUAUCGGGUUUCGGAGCUGUAAAUGCUCCAUACACAUAUAUGACAAUAUUUAUGAGACCUGUUGAAGAUCAUCAAGUUCAACAAAUGGAAAAACGAUUGACACAUUCGAUGGAUAUGAUUGUUAUUAAAAAACGAAAAGUUGCUCGACAUAAAUUGGAAUUGCAAAGAAUGAAUAUUGAAAAGAAAUCAAGUGAGCCGAGUUUUUUGUCAAAGUUGUGGUCGAAUUUUUCGGAUGGCGGAAAUGAAUCGAAUAUUCAAGCACAAAUUUGGUAAGUGUUUUGUUUUGGGGAAAAAAAAAACAGGGAAGUUUUUUUGAGAAUGUGAGAAAAACAAAUUUUUCUGGGGUUGGAAAACUUUCAAAAAUGUUUCGAAAGAUUUUCAAAUUUUGAAUCCAUUUCGAAAUAAAUUAAUUUCGAAAUAAGUUUUCGAUUUCAUUUUUACAACAAAAACACAUCUGAUUUGCAAGCAGCCAAAACAAGGUCAAAUUUUAGGUGUGGUUGUAGAUUUUCAGAUAGGGAACUUUUUUAGAUGAGGAACAGUUUACUCGAAGUAAAAUAGAAAUUUGAAAAACUUCAAGUAUAAACUAUCAUCAAAAUAUCCCAGAGAAAAUAAUCACACCUCAUAAUUUUCAGCCGCCUUGAAGAUGAGAUCAAACCGCUGGAAACAUUGAGCAGCUAUCUGUUCAUUGAACUUGUCGAACUUCGAAACAUGUUAAAUCGAGUGGAAUUCAGUAAAACAUUCAUCGGAAUUUAUUUCAACAUCCUCGGCCACUUUUUCUCAGUUUACUGUAUUUGGAAGAUCUUCAUCUCAUUUAUCAAUAUUGUCUUUGAUCGUGUUGGAAAAGUCAGUUUUUUUUCUUAAGAUUUUUAAUCGCACGGAUUUCGAAAGAAAGGUGUUUUUGUUCUAUUGUGUUAUGAUAAAAACAAAAAACAAAAAAAGAAUAUCUUUUGAUAUAACCGACCGAUAUAAUAAUAAUUAGCUUUUUGAUUUGAAGGUCGAUCCAGUUACAAGAAUGAUUGAAAUUGGAGUGAAUCAUAUUGGAAUUGAACUUGACGUUCGUUAUUGGUCGCAAUAUAUUUCAUUCUUUUUUGUUGGAGUUAUUGCAAUCACUUCUAUUAGAGGUAUUUUGGAGGAGAAGAAAAAUUGUGAAAAAUACAAAAAUAAUUUUUCAGGUUUACUCAUAACGAUGACCAAGUUCUUUGUUUCGAUAUCUAAUCCAAGAUCUUCAAAUAUAAUUGUUCUUGGGUUGGCCCAAGUUAUGGUAAGUUAGAAAUGAACACCUUCUCCCUUGAAAUAAUAUUUUUUCAGGGAAUGUAUUUUGUAUCAAGUGUAUUAUUAAUGAGAAUGAAUGUUCCACUCGAAUACCGAAUUAUUUUGACAAGAAUCCUCGGAGAUCUACAAUUCAACUUCUAUCAUCGAUGGUUUGAUGUGAUCUUCUUGAUAUCUGCAAUAUCUUCAAUUAUAGUUUUAACUCUAAUUCAUAAAACUGGACAAAAUAGGUUUAGAGGCUAAUUUAUUUGUGUUUUAAUUUUAUUUUUUCACAAACAUUUCAAAACAUUUUACGGGAUUUUCUUGCUUUCUUCCAACAACAUUCCAUUGUUUUUUAUUAAAUUCCGCGGAAUGAAUUUUUUUCUGUUUUCAAGAUAAAAAGGCGUGAAUGGAAUGUCAACAAUUAAUUAUGAUUGAAACAUUAAUUUUUUUCCUCUGAAAUGAGAAUGAGAACACAAAUGGAGCGUUCCGAAAAAUAACCGUAACUUGGAAGCAGCCGAACAAAAAACAAGAUUGCGUUGAGAAGAUAGGGCGGGGCGUUGUUCUGGAGGCGCGAAAAAUGCAUGACGAAAAAAAAAUAAGUGGAUGGAUACCACUGAUCCUCAAUAGAAGAUACUCACUUGUUUUCAAUUCGAAUAUGAUUGUGUUAUAUAUUUUUGGUUUUCUUAUACAUAUCUCUUAUCAAAGUGGUAAGUUGGGGUAUUUUUUAAUUUGGAUUUUUUCAGAAUCAGUAAAACCCCUGGGGAUUCUUUAUAAGAAGCUCGGGGCGCUUGAAUUAAUUCCUCGAAGUAUUUUACAUUCCAGGGAUACCCUAACUCCCUUUUCAAAAGUGUUUUUUUCAGAAUGUAUUGUAUCGCAAUGGGGAAGUUGGUCGGAAUGUUUUGGAGGUUGUCAAAAUGGUCUAAUUGUGCGAAAUCGUGAUGUCUUGAAACCUCCAUUACCAGAACUCAAUGAAGAUGGAAAAUUCAUGCAAAGAUUGUGCCCACAUUUGUAUGAGACUAGAUUUUGUGAUCGGAAUGAGUGUGAACUUCAGAAAGUGAGUUGCGGGAUGAUUUUAUAUACAUAUAUUUGAAAAUUCUGUGAGCAUAUUUGAGUUUUGAAGUUUGAAAUCAAGUUUUAGAAUUAGUGUAUUUCUUUUGCGCUUCAAAAUUCUAAAAUGUACAAAACAUUCAGAUUCUAUAGGGAAAUUCAGAAAUUCCUUGAAAAAAAUACAAAGCAAACUUAAGGACAAGAUUUCUAUUUUCAAUAUAUAUUUUUCGAAAAACGUUAUACUUUUUGAAAAUCUUCUAAAAAUAUCUGGAAACCAUUCAAAUAUCUUUUCUCCUACAGUAUACUUUCAAACGACUUUUGAACUAUUCUAUCAUGUGAUUCUAAUUAUCCAAAUUCCUAUGCACUUUUUUUCAAUUGCAAAACCUCAUUAUUUGUCACUCAAGAUACCCAUCAAAACCAUUAAGUAACAUUCCAUUCCAUUCCAUUCGAGUCCUUAUCCUUAUUCCUUUUUCCUAAUUCAAAAAAACAGCCGGCUGUCCAAAAAAAACCAAUGAAAAAAUCGAAUCCACCAUAAAAUGUUUCACAUUCCUUUGACCACCUUUAGCUCAUCAAACACCAACUAAUUUAAUGGCAUCGACACCUCAACAGAUUACUAUCUUUUUCUUCCCUCUUUUGUGUAGUUUCAUGAUUUAUGAGCGUACUAUUAUUUUAAGGCUUUUGGGAUAGAUGUUUUGGGAUAUGCUAGGUGAAGAUUUUAAAAAGAAAAAAAGGAAAAAGUUCCGGAAAUUUUAAUUGGUGAAAGAAAAGAGAGGAAACAAUUAUUGUUUCGAAUUUCAUUUAAAUUGUCUCAUAGGUCAGACUUCAAUUACAACAAGCCGAUUUGACGAAGAAUUUGGUGGAACAACAAAUGCUCAAGAUUGGAUUAGCUUCGGAAAACACAAAUUUGGUAGAACCUUAAAAAAAUUGUGAAUUCAAAAUUCCAUGUUUUUUCAGCAAUCUGAUCUCAAAAGAAAAUUUAUAACUGAAACUGAACAACUUUUGAAACUGGACAAUUUUCUGGAUCAAAACAAGAUUGCAAACGUUUCUUCACAAAUUGAUGUAACUUCAAGGCAAAUAACUAAUCAAGAAUAUAAACUGGAAAGUAAGUUUAAAUUUAGCUAAUUACACAUUCAUUUUAUUUGUGUUUAUUAACAUUGAUUAAAGGGUCUACAACUAUUGUUCCUGAAAUAUCUACAACUUCUGAAGUUGCUUUGACUGCAACAACAAAAACUGAAGAAGUUGGGGAAGAAACAAAGAUGCCAAUUGUAGCGAGUUCUGCUUUCCGAGGAUCUAGAAGAUAUAAACCAUCAUCCGAAUAUUCAGUAAGCAAUCUAAUCAAGAAAAUUGAACAAAGUCUUGAUUCAAACACACCACUCGAUGAAACAUAUAUCAAAAAUUCGAUGAGAAGAAACCGUAAACUCGCAAAAAUACUUGUUGAUGCUUAUCGUCAUCGAUUUGCUGUCAAACAAUUUGAACUUCAAUCAACAUUGCUGUCAACAACAACAUCUGGACCACAACAAUAUUGGAAACCAAGAACUGGUUAUAUUCCAAACUCGAGAAAACACGCGUCAGAUAUCACUUCACAAUUAUAUAUGACAAAUGAGAUUGUGCAAAAAAUGGAUGAUGAACCAAUUUCAAUUGAUUUCAAUCCAGAUUGUAGGUUUUCGCGGGGUUUUUUUUUUCUUUUCUCGCUCUACAUAUUCUCUCUCUCUCUCUCUCUAUCUUUUUCUUAUGGCGAAGAUGUUUCAUUGUGUAUUUUGAAUGAUUGAUGAAACACUUUAAAGUUGCCGAUUUCAAAUCAUGAUAGCAAAGCGGUGAAUUGAGAGCAAAUGAUCAAUUUUUCUAGGUGAACAAAAUCGAAGAUGUUGCCAAAUUACUAGACAAAAAUGUGCCGAUGGUGAUGAGCCGAAACUUGUGAAGAGAUGGUACAGACCGGUGAGUUUAUAACAAAAAUAUUUUGACAAUUGAACUCUCAAACAGCACCUCCUUGCUAUAUUGAACUUUCUAGGCGCGCCUUCUUGACAACUAGGUUCCAUAGGCGCGGCUACUUGAAACCGAAACUCUCAAGACGCGGCUCCUUGCUAGAGUGAAUCUCUAGGUACUAAUCUUUGAUUAUCAAACUUUCCAAAUUCCAGAAAGGUUCAUCUGAAUGUGUCCCUUAUGAUUAUCCACGUUGCUCAAUGAAUGAAGAAAUGGAAGAACAGCCAAUUCUUUUCCAACAAAAUUGUCAGGAUUUGUGUUUUGGAAAACAAGAAAAACGAAUCUCGCCCUUAUUCCGCUUGGAAUUCGAUGACAUUUAA